Messenger RNA from Serendipita indica DSM 11827, 1569 nucleotides. The record is from the annotation of a GenBank genome assembly. NCBI's taxonomy places the organism in Eukaryota, Fungi, Basidiomycota, Agaricomycetes, Sebacinales, Serendipitaceae.
AUGGACCAAAAGGUGCCCUUUUUAGUGGCUGGGAGAGUCGUAGACACAAUCCAACCUAUGACUGGUGUAUCAUCCGGCUCGGGAUCCCGGGAUUCAUCCUCGGCUUUGACAUUGACACUUCUCACUUCAAUGGCAUGCAACGAAGCGCCACAGUCAUCUGUCCAGGCGCUAUUUUCGACCGAUGCCGCAGAUCCAACGCCAGAAGACGAACGUUGGGUCGAGCUACUACCAAAAGUGAAUUUGGGACCGAGCUCUCGCCAUUUGUUCACCAUUCCACAAACAGAUAAAGCCUACAGCCAUGUAAAACUCAACAUGUACCCAGACGGUGGAAUUGCGAGAUUUCGUGUCUAUGGCCUCGUGUCGCCCAUCUUUCCACCACUCACAGAGACGUUUGACCUUGCUUCUGUCUACUCUGGAGGGCGUACUGUACUGGUUUCUGACCAGCACUUUGGUGUUGGUUCGAACUUAGUCUUGCCUGGACGAGGAAAAGAUAUGCGUGAUGGAUGGGAGACUCGAAGAAGUCGAACGGCCGGUCACAAAGACUGGGCGAUAAUAAAGCUCGGUGCACCUGGCUAUCUAGAAGCUCUCGAAAUCGAUACGGCAAACUUCAUGGGUAACUAUCCUGAGAGCGUCGAGGUUCAUGCUGCAUUCUGCUCGACGGAUAUCCCAGACGUUGGCGAGGAGACGUGGGUACAAAUCCUCAAACGCACCAAGCUCGGUCCACACCGUCGCCACCAUUUCCACGUCGAGAAUGCGGACGACCUCGUGUUCUCGCACAUUCGCGUCACGAUCCAUCCCGACGGUGGCAUCAAACGUGUUCGUGCUUACGGUAGACGCGCGCAAGCAGAAGAAGGCGAGACGACUAUUGACCUCGAGUCAAGCACCGAAGAAGCAAUUGAAACGCCGACAGAUCGUCAGAGCCACGCUCAUGACGACUCGAUCCCCAAUGGAGUUCACGUGGGUGGCAAGCUCAUUCCGGCACUCCCACUGACACCAGAGGGAUUUGCACCGUUCGGACAUGUUGUACAAGCGUAUGAUACGCCGGAAGCCGCACCGCGCGGCGUUAAAGUCACCGGUGCUAACCAAGGCUCUGCCAUCAAGUAUCACGCGCUCGCGCCCGUCAAAGCAAGCUAUCCAUCCGACGUGGAAGCCAAGACGGCGUUGUCGGUCUACAGAGCGAAACCGAUAGACGCGCGUGUGGGAGAGUUGUUUGAUGUCAAGCUCCUCGAGCGCCAUCCAUGCACGAAUCAGGCUUUUUUCGCGUUGGGCGCCGGCACGGGUGUUGGCGAGUACUGCCUUGAGAAGCAAGGCAGAGCGUAUUUGGUCAUCACAGCGUUGAAUGGACAUGAUGAUCGUCCGGAUUUGUCGAGCUUGCGAGCGUUUGUGGCUAGUGUCUCACAGGGCGUCGUGUAUGACACUGGUAUCUGGCACCACCCGCUGAUAUGCUUGGAAACGAGCAUUGAUUUCGCCUGUGUGGAGACACAGAUAGGAGGGCAUCCAUUGGACUGUGAAAUUGUGGAGUUGGACGCCUCGGCUGGACUUCCUCGUGUUCAAAUCCCCAAGUUUUAG